Vanrija pseudolonga is the source of this 5873-nucleotide messenger RNA. RefSeq names its product Septin ring organizing protein mid2 (gene mid2). The coding region runs from base 295 to 5436 and encodes 1713 amino acids. The transcript has 2 exons. Lineage: Eukaryota; Fungi; Basidiomycota; Tremellomycetes; Trichosporonales; Trichosporonaceae. The record is from RefSeq and is a predicted model, not a curated record. Gene Ontology annotation, molecular function: GTP binding.
CACCCACUUUACUAGUCAACAACAAGUAGGUCCUCCUCUGUCACUGCCUAGUCGUCCACCGCCACCCGGUCAGCAACUCCGACACCACCGGCACACAACACAAGAUCCCAUCAAGCAUUGUCCUUGUGUGCCAGCAACACCGCCCUGGCGAUCAGACACCACCAAACAACAACGGCGGCCCGGCAUCUCGACCCACCAACCGAUCUAUCCAAACAUUGCCGCUCCGACCACUUUACUUGACCAACAACUCCUUCUUUCGCCGUCACUUGUGCACUCGAGUGCCACGCAUUAGCGAUGGCCUCCCCCAACCCCUCCAGAGUGGCGCCCCCGUCCCCGUCCCCGGCAAAGUUACGCCUGCACGACACGGCGGGCUCGGCGGCGGUAGCGGCUCGCAACUCCAUCAUCAACUCGAGCGCCAAGGGAUGGUCUCCACUCCAGAUUAACAAGCGUGAGCGCGAGGCUUUCAGCCCUUCCAAGCCUUCCUCCCUCAGCGCUUCCACAUCUGGCACCCCUCGCCGCACGUCAAGCUCGUUCCGUCACAUGGCUACCAACAGCCUCGUGGCCAACUCGCCAUUCAAAGACUUAUCAACAACUCAGGGCGCAAUGUCCAACGGUGUGUCCGUAUCCCCCCCGCCUGCUCCUAUCCAUGAGCGUCGGGCACCGUCUCGCCAGUUAGGCCAGGCCCCCCAGGUGGCAACUGGCAGCGCCAAUACCCCUAAGGCUGCCAUUGGCCUGGGUAUUAGCACGACUCCUGUCUCCCGUGGUGCCGCCGUGAGUGGCAAUCGCAAGGUGUCGAGCGAGCGCAAGAUCUCCUACCAGUCGGUUGUUGCAACCGAGCGCAAGACGAGCGCCGAACGCAGAGCGGCCGCCGCCGCUGCCGCCGACAACCAGGAAAAUCAGUCGCCAGAAAAGCCCGCCAAGCAACGCCGCACCCCCCGCCAGUCUCGUGCAUACAUGGGCCUGGUCGAGAACGAGUAUGUCACUCAUUCACCCUUCAAGUCGGACACCACCUCGAAUGCCGAGUCGGCUCCUGCUGCCGCCACCCAGGCUCGGGCCGUCGACAUUGGCAGCCCUGCAGGCUCCGAGGAGGUCUUGGCCUCCCCUGCCACUCGCCGUGUCUCUGGUGGCUCGGGCAAGCGUCGGGCAAGCCCGAGCACCUCGUUAACACAGGCACGUGCGCCGUCCAUGUCACCAUCAGCGUCACCUCAGCGCUCGUUCAGCAACUCGGGUAUUCCAUCGCCUCUCACCAGGGACGUCGCUACAGUCCAGGACCCCGCUGCGGCCCCCAAGUCCAAGGCUACACCCACGCCGACCAAGUCUUCCCUCGCGAGCGCCAAGAAGCGCCUGGUCGGGCCGCGUGUGAUCGGUGCUGCGCAAGAGUCACCGACCCGCAAGACGGUCACCUUCCAGGCCACUCCCGAUGUCAAGGAGUUUGAGCGCAUGAGCGUCGAGGGCUCGUUCAACGGCAGCUUCGAGGAAGACGACAAUGAUACCGAGUGGACAGAUGUCGCCGAGCAGGAUGACGCUUGGCUCACGCACAUUGUCCAGGACGAGCACAACAUCUCUCGCGAGUCACAGACGUCGGAGGAAGACCAUGUUGGAGACGAGUCGGCCACUGCCGACUUUAUGGACUCGCUCAUCGAGGAGGGCCUCUUCUCGCCCCCCGAGCUCGACACCCCUGUGUUUGCCGACCACGACGGCUUUGAGCUGCCCAUGGAGGCGUCUCUCGGUCCCGACGACAUUACCAGCAGCUCGGACAUGGGUGCCGCCCUCUCGACUCCGUCCAUUGGCAACGAGACGCCACUCAUGGGCCACGCCGAGCUCGUCGUCCCGGAGUCGCUUCACCAUAUCCACAUUAUCACACCGCACGUCAAGCCUGUGGAGCAGCCGCAGCUGCCCCACAGCGACGACCACGACAUGUUGUUCAACGGCAACGUGUUGGAGCCGUCGUCCCGACAGAUUCCGCAAAUUAUUACCCCCGGUCCCCACGCCCACCAAGUUGGCGCUCUUCAAGACCCAUUCAUCACGAUUCAGACGGCCACGGACUUGUAUGUCGGACACGAGGACCGUAGCGAGGGUGGCGUUCCUCUCGGACGCACCUCGCAUCACGACCGUGUUACCGCAGCCCGAAUGAUGGCUAGCCAGGGUUUAGGCCGCGGCUUCCCCAGCGCUCCCGCUCGCCAGACCCAAGGCCAUGAGCUCCUUACCGCCCGUGAGCUUGCCGACGACUCUUGGAUGGAGGAUUCUUCAACCAGAGAGGAAGUCACGCGCGAGGAGAUCCCCCGCGAAGAGAUCCCUCAGCGAGAGGUCUCGGGUGGCAGCACCGAAGGCUCCACCACCAGCGAAGUGGACUCGGUUCCCGAGCUUCCUUCCGGACCCGUCGAGUCUGACGUCUUUGGCGCCGUUAUCGCCAGCCCCGCCGCUCGCAAGGUCUCUGACCGGGUCGUCUCCGACGUCCCCGAGCUCCAGGGCCCUAGCCGCCGCAUGAUGAACUUCAAGAAGACCAAGCCUUCAUCCGCCAACUCGACCCCUAAGCGAGGCCUUCCUCGUCCUCCCGCGCCGGCUCCUCUCGACCUUCCUAGCCCCGUUCAUUACCCCAGUGGUAGCGAGUCAGAAGCCGAGUCGACCGCUUCGCACGCGACGAGUUCGACUGCAGUCUCGGCUGACGAAGCCGAGGUUGUUACGGCCAAGCGUGGGGAGCUGAGCCUUCCUUUCUCGCUCCCCGCCAUCGGCACUUCGCCCCUCCUCACCGACGACUCGGUGUUUGCCGACCAGCGCCAGGACGAGCCCCGCGUUCCGGACGACGCCCCUCUUCUGAACUUCUCUCAGCUCAAGCUCGAUGACUCUCAGCCGACCGCUGUCACUCACACUCGUCGCGUGUCUGACUAUGCACCCAAGCUGAACCUUGAUCUCGGGUUGGAGACCAAGGAGGAGCUGGCGGCCGACCUUGGUGCCCCCGAGGAGGAGGAAGCCGAGGACGCGCCUCUCACCCCUCCGCCAAAGAUCAACCGCGAGGUCCGUGAGAGCAGCCCUCGUAUUCCAUCGUUCGAGUUUGGAGACAUUUCGAUCGACAUGGGUGACAAGUCGGAUGAGAAGGCCAAGAAGGAAGCCGACUCGGACUCGUCUAGUGGCCCGGACACUCCCCGUGCGGCAGCGACGCCUACCAAGCCCGCUGUCCUUCGCAGCACGCCCAAGCACACGACGCCACGCUCAUCGAAGGGGACGCCGAAUCGCUUCUCCGAGCCUGGGACUCCCACUAGGGCCACGCCCUCGCAGCCUUCGGUCUCGUCACCGCUGGCCUCACCUCCUCCCGCCUCAUUGGCCGCUCGCCCGUUCUCUGAACUUGAGCCAACCAAGUCCCCCGUCAAGGACGAAGCUGACAGCAAUGUCAACCCUCGUGUCCGUCAGCGCAUCUCGCGUGAGCUCAUCCGCGAAACGGUGAACAAGAGGGUUGCCGCCGAAGGUCGCCCUAUGUCAAUGGUGGACACCGAGGCAAAGAACAAGGCGCUUCCCCCAGCACCCAUUGUGAUUUCCUCGGAUGCCCGCCAGUCGUUCUCCCCAACGUCGCCCAGGAGCCCGACGUCUGCCGCGGCGGCCUACAGACAGUCGCAAGACAGCCCGAAGUCUGCUUUAGACAAGCUCAUGUCGGCUAUUGGCAAGGACACCAAAGUGCCCGUUAUAGGCCGACGCGGCAGCGAUUCGCCCAGCAAGCUCGUCAACCCCGUGGGCAUCCUUCAGAAGGCGCCCAAGUCGGACGCUCCAGAGAUCCCUGGUUCUGUGGCCGGCUCCAUCGUCAACGACCCCAAGGCGCUCGCCGCUGCACGUCGCUCGCGUCGCCGCAGCGCUAGCACCAGUGAGAUCGACUCGCAGCCAGAGAUGCCGCUCCUCACCCUCGGCAUUGACGAGGACAGCGCGUCGAUCCUCGAGUCUGUGCGCGAUGAGUUUGACAACAUUGGCACCGACCGCGGCUACCGAGUUCGUGAGCAGAGACGCCAGAUUAGGGCGACCUACACUGGAGGCCCUGCGACAAAGGCUGGUGACCUCGAGACGGGCCGUGCUUGGCGUCCUGUUCGUCGCCCCUCGGACAUGAACACGCAUGCCAAGGAACUUCGCGCCGCCCGUGCCCGCGAGGCCAAUGAGGGCAAGUCGUCGGGCACUGUCUUUGUCAAGGUUCUCGGCCUCGAGGCCCUCAACCUUCCAUUGCCAAGGGAGGAGACCCACUUCUGCAUCACCCUCGACAAUGGCAUCGACUACAUCCGAACGCCAUACCAGGUUCUCGGGGAUGGAGUCCGCAUCAACCAGGAGUUCAGUUUGGUGGAGCACUCGAACUUUGAGUUCUCCCUCUCCCUCGACAUCCGCCGCAGCGACGCUCACAUUGUGAGGUUGGUGGAUGAGCGCAACAACCCGCCCAAGCCUACGCCUGCGCCUAGGCCGUUGUCCAGGCAACUUCUCGAGCCACCACGACCGCAGACGCCUGUGUCCUCGGUCGCUUCUCGCACAGGCGGCUUCCGAGCGCUCUUCCAGUCGCCCCGCAAGCCCAAGCACCAGCGCUCGCAAUCGAGCAUCUCGGCCAUGCCACCUCCCGCGGCCCCGCUUCCACAAAAGGAGCUUGCCCAGUCCUCCAGACCUCAGCCGGAGACUAUCGCCCGCUACCUUGUCGAUGCCAACAGCUCGACUGUGGCCAAGACGCACAUUGCUUUCAAGCCUAUUGCGCGUCAGUGCGAGGCCAAGGUGCUUGAGAUCCGAUACCCCAUGUUCGCCAUGUUCAAGGGCACGGCAAAGGCGGAUGGUACAGCGCCACGACCUCAAGUGGCCAAGAUCACCCUGCAGUUCCUUCGCUUGCCACCCCUGCCUGGUCUUGAGCCAGAGGAGCUGCCUGGUUCGAUCGACGAGACUCUUCGCGGGUUGCGACACCACGCCUGGCACGAGCAGAUGUACCUCGAGGGUAUUCUUACCCAGGUUGGAGGCGACUGCCGUGUCCCACGUCGCCGCAUGUUCCGACUUGUCGGUGCCAACUUGCUCGCCAUCAACGAGGUGACGCGCAAGGAGGUCGCAAGCAUCGACUUGGCCGAGGCCGUCGAGAUGACCGACCUGAAUGUGACUGCGGCGACUCCCAAAAAGGACCUGGACGACUAUGAUCCGUUUGGCGUCCGCCCCAGGAGCUUCCAGCUUCAGUUCAAGGACGGCGAGAAGCUCACCUUCUCUGCCGACAAGGACGACGACAAGGCCGUGUGGAUGGAGACUCUUGGCGCGCUCAUUGGGCGCGUGCCGUCCAACCCACUAUGGGCCGAGAUGCUCGCUCAGCACGAUCGCGAGCGUGCCUUGUCCAAGGACAAGCGCAGCGUGAGCAGCAGCAGCAUUGCCUCUCGUCGCAGCAAGGCCGGUGCCCCGCGCAAGGCUAGCCGGACGGUGAGCAGGGGCAGCAUCUUGGCAUGAUCGGGUCGGGCCUAUACAAGACGGCAUUCGGCGACGGCGACGCGCAGUGCGUGCGCCUGCCUCCUCGACUCGACGGCGUGUACGCAGCGGUACACGAUCCUGUAACACGCAAUCUCUACCCCGUGGGCCUUUGCGACGUAUCUCUGGUCAGCUGCGCCUGCUUUGCGGGGCCGCGUUAGAACUCUUCUCUUUUUCUCUUUCUUGUUGGAACUCGUAAUCAAUCGGCCAGCUAAAUCUGGCGCGCUGGCACGGCUGAGAAUCUAGAUACGUCUUGUAGUGCUGGUUCUGUACUCGACGAACCAUUGUGCAAUGAAGUGUGACGCUAUGAGGCGUGGGCGGGUGGGACUGUGGGUCGUGUGAGGUGGUGGUGUGCAAGUGAUGGGUGGCAAAAACCUGCCAGCUGUUGUUGUUGGGUGAUCCAGCAUGACUGUGCAGUG